Trypanosoma conorhini is the source of this 540-nucleotide messenger RNA. RefSeq lists its product as uncharacterized. The record is from RefSeq and is a predicted model, not a curated record. The coding region runs from base 1 to 540 and encodes 179 amino acids. NCBI's taxonomy places the organism in Eukaryota, Euglenozoa, Kinetoplastea, Trypanosomatida, Trypanosomatidae. The transcript has a single exon. Gene Ontology annotation, biological process: ubiquitin-dependent protein catabolic process.
AUGCCUGCCUGUGAUGUGGUGCUGCGUUCUCAGGAAGGGGUGUCCUUCACGAUACCGGCCGCCAUUGCUUGGGAACAGAUCGGCCUUCUCAAGGCGUUGGCCGAGCUCGAUGAGGGUGGCAGUGCGGAGAUGCCGCCCGUGGAACUUGACUACACCGAACGCGUGGUGAAGUUUGUGGUUGAGUACUUGCAGAAGCCCGAGAAGCGAAGCGUGGAGAUCCCAAAGCCGCUCACUGCCUCGCUUGGGAACUUUGUGGAUGCCUGGGAAAUGACUUUAGCGCGGGAAAUUGAGAGGCAUAAACUCCUGAUUCAGGUGUUGGAGUGUUCUAGUUACCUGCGCAUUGGGGAGCUGCAUAAUCUGCUUGCCGCCUUCGUGGCGGAGCGGAUUCAUGAUAUCUCAAGGGCGGCACCGUCUAUUAUGGAGGGGGCCGAACGCCUGCGUCAAUAUCUUCAGCUGGAGAAUGAGUGGACGCCGGAGGAGAUGGUGCACUUGGAGGAGGAGAUGCAGUACGCCGCGAAGGCGAACCCCGGCGCCUACUAA